Molecule: messenger RNA, 1953 nt
Organism: Musa acuminata subsp. malaccensis (wild Malaysian banana)
Lineage: Eukaryota; Viridiplantae; Streptophyta; Magnoliopsida; Zingiberales; Musaceae
Molecular function (GO): ubiquitin protein ligase activity; protein binding
Source: RefSeq, a predicted model, not a curated record
CAGCCUUGGCUGAGACACCGGUGGGGCGGGCGAGUGGAGGAGAAGCGACCGGACCACGUCGCGCCACUUAUGGCCGCGCGUUAGCUCUGGGACGCCAACAACUCCACGCUUGCCUGCCCGCCCGCCCAUCUUCACUCUCUUCCUCCCCCUUUGGUUCCCCCCAACUCCUCCUCGCUCCGGAGCCCUCUUCUCCCAGUCAUGGCUGAUCCUUCCUCCCAACCACGCGCCGACUCCCAGGACGUCGAGGAGUUCCUCUGGGUGGAGGAGGCGGAGAUGGGGAUGCCGGUGGAGAAGUUCUCCGAGGUGUUCGAUCUCGUGCGCCGAGGGAAUCGUGCCUUCCGCGACAAGAGGUUCGAGGAGGCAGUUUCUUUUUACUCAAAAGCUCAACUUUUGAAGCCACGAGACUGUGUCAUUCUUAGCAAUCGAAGUGCUGCUUUCUGCAGGAUCAGUCAACUUCUUAGGGAACGAUCAGCACGUGAAUCUGAAUAUCAACCGUUAAAUGGUCUAGACCCUACUACACAUGCUGAGCUUGCUUUGAAGGAUGCUGAAAAAGUGAUAAGUCUCCGGAGCAACUCACCAAAAGCAUAUUUCCUGAAGGCCAAUGCUCUUGUUCUGCUUGAGCGGUAUGAGGAGGCACGCGAGACAAUUAUUGCAGGCCUUCAAAUUGAUCCUCUUAGCAAUCUCCUCCAGACAUACCUCCAAGAGAUGGAUAGACUUGCAGCUGGUUCAGUCAAAAAGGUCAAACGCUCAAAACCACAACGUACAGAUGACUUUGAAUGUACACUAUGUCUCAAGUUACUGUAUGAACCUGUCACCACUCCUUGUGGGCAUUCAUUUUGUCGCUCUUGUCUGCAUCAGACUAUGGACCAUGGCAACAAGUGUCCUAUGUGUCGGACAGUCUUAUUUAUUAGCCCAAGAACAUAUCCCAUCAGCGUGACAUUAAACAAUAUUAUACAGAAAAACUUUCCAGAAGAAUUUGCUGAAAGGAAGUCUGAGCAAGAAAACUUGACGCACUUAGGAGUUGAUAUAAUGCCUCUUUUUGUCAUGGAUGUUGUCCUCCCAUGUCAAAAGUUGUCACUGAAUAUAUUUGAACCUCGCUAUCGGCUAAUGGUGAGGAGAGUAAUGGAAGGGAAUCAUCGGAUGGGAAUGGUCGGUGUUGAUCCUUCAACAGGUUCAAUUGCUGAUUUUGCUUGUGAAGUAGAAAUUCUUGAGUGUGAACCACUUCCAGAUGGCCGGUUUUAUUUGGAGGUAGAAGGACGAAGGCGGUUUCAUAUCUUACGGUCAUGGGAUCAAGAUGGGUAUCGUGUUGCAGAAGUGGAAUGGAUUCAGGAUACACUUCCACCAGAAGAUUCCCAAGAGAGGGAGGAUAUACGGCAAAUGGCCAGUGGAGCAGCAGAAUUGACUAAAUCAUGGAUCAAGCGUGCAAGAGAAGUUACAAGAAUAGGUAGAAGAUCAAGGCAACUGGAACUUCUUGAAACUGAAGGAAUACCUAAGCCGCAAGAUCCUGAACGUUUCAGUUUCUGGCUCAUCAAUCUGUUAAACUUGAGGCCAUCUGAGAGAUUGGAACUAUUGCGGUUACGCGACACGAGGGAGAGGAUUUCCCGUGGGCUUAUCUUCCUUAGGGCUGAAGAACAAGGUUGCCGAGUCCAGUAAACAUCGAUCAAUUCUCGGACUGAGUUUUACACUUUGUUAGAUACAUGCUUUGAUGAGUGAUACUGUCCUCGGCAAAACUGAAUGGCGGGAAGAGAUUUAUGAGCUGAUCGCAAAUAGUUUGGACCUUACGGCUCCAUGUGGUCAUUGUAACUGUUAUCUACAUAAGUCAAUUUCUUUCUUACGGCAACAUAUGAAUUACAAAUCCAUCUAGCUAAAAAGUGUUGAUCUCUGUACAAACUUGCAGUCUCUGUUCAUACAUUUAUUAUAUAAGUGGAUGCUGUAUUAUGGCUGUAUAAAAAA